Molecule: messenger RNA, 2604 nt
Organism: Pan troglodytes (chimpanzee)
Lineage: Eukaryota; Metazoa; Chordata; Mammalia; Primates; Hominidae
Gene: DNLZ
Product: DNL-type zinc finger
Exons: 3
Coding region: 207-743 (178 amino acids)
Biological process (GO): protein import into mitochondrial matrix; protein stabilization; protein folding
Cellular component (GO): mitochondrion
Molecular function (GO): zinc ion binding; protein-folding chaperone binding
Source: RefSeq, a predicted model, not a curated record
GUCCCUCCUCGCUGCGGCCCGCGGUGUCCUCGGGGUGCGAGCUGCACGUGGACGCAGGGCCCCAUCAGGCCACCAGGGGGCGACAGAGCGCAGCGCGCCCCCGACCCGGAGGACGGAAGCCCAAGAACGCCGCUUCCGCCCGGUGUCCAUUUCCAAGAUGGCGGCGGGGCGGGGCCAGGGCAGGGCGGACGGAGUCGGCGAGCGGGAUGCUGCGGGCUGCGCUGCGCGGCGCGCCGAGGUUGCUGAGUCGCGUGCAGCCCCGGGCGCCCUGCCUGAGGCGGCUGUGGGGCCGCGGGGCCCGUCCGGAGGUCGCGGGGAGGCGGCGGGCCUGGGCCUGGGGCUGGCGGCGCUCAAGCUCCGAGCAGGGGCCGGGGCCCGCGGCGGCUCUGGGGCGCGUGGAGGCGGCGCACUACCAGCUCGUCUACACCUGCAAGGUCUGCGGGAGUAGGUCCUCCAAGCGCAUCUCCAAGCUGGCCUAUCACCAAGGCGUGGUCAUUGUGACCUGCCCCGGCUGCCAGAACCACCAUAUCAUCGCGGACAACCUGGGCUGGUUCUCGGACCUGAAUGGGAAGAGAAAUAUCGAAGAGAUCCUGGCGGCCAGAGGCGAGCAGGUGCACCGUGUGGCGGGCGAGGGGGCCCUGGAACUGGUUCUGGAGGCUGCAGGGGCCCCCACAUCCACUGCAGCUCCAGAAGCGGGUGAGGAUGAGGGUCCCCCCAGCCCUGGCAAGACGGAGCCGAGCUGACUCCUGCGCUCCCCGGCACUGUGGGACUUCGGCCUUCCAGAAGGUUUUGGCCCUGGGCCUCUCUGGACGUGGCCUGUUUUCUAUCAAUAAACAGACAUUACUUCCAGAUGCUGGGGCCUGUGGCCCUUGUGGCCUUUCUUUUUCUGGAGUUAGAACGAUUCCUCUGAAUCCCUGGUGCUGCUGGGUGGGACAUCGGAGCCGCAGGACCUCUCGCCUCACCACAGUUCCUUCUACACGGAGUCACCCAGCACUUGCCCACAGAGGCCACAGUCGCGUGGAAAGGGGGCUGGAUGUGGACUCAGAGCUCUUCAUGGCUGUCGCUGCGUGACUUUGAGCAGGUCACCACCCCUGUGAGCCUCAGUCUUCCUCUGCAAGCCCCUUGCCGCCCCCCUGGCCAGCUCUGGCGGCCUCCCUUCCGUGAGCCAGUGCAGACCUGAGCCCUGGCCCUCGGCCGCCGGCUGUUGGCGAAACAGUGAGCAAACCAGGCUGCUUGCUGGCCCAGGCAGGACGAGCAGCUAUGGCGUGGCCGUGUGUUAGGAGCUCCAGGCCCCUCCUGGGGGAGCCACCUGGGCCUCCUUCCCUCGGUGGACAGCGCUCUGGACGCCCCCAGGGCCCUCCGAGGUGUGUGGGGUUUGUCUCCCAGCCUUGUCUGUGCGCAGGAUGUUCCCGUGUUUAUGAAAGCGAGCAAACGCAGCAGCCUGUAUAUUUGCAGAAGCGUUCUGGGCAGCGUGACCUUCAGCAUUCAUCACCCGCCACACUCCGGCAGGGAAGAGAAUGGGGCGAGGUGGGAGGUGGAGGCAGGACUGAGCACGACAGGGACCCAGUGCGGCCCCUCCCAGCGGGACACGGCCGGGACUGCCAGCUCACAUCCGGCCCGUGGGAGGCCGGGGCGCGGCGGCAUUGUUCCCAGUGUGCUUGUGGCGUGGGCUUUGCCUCGAUUACCCCCUGUCCUUCUUUCAGCCAACAACCCUCUAUUAUUCCCACCCAGAGCCUUCUGUGCCAUUUGUGGAAACUGUCCUCUUCUUGGCUGAGCCACCGGCACCCAGGCCUGCUCCUCCAUGGAGGCACUGGCUGGGGGUCUCUUGGGGGCUUGGAAGUGCAGUGGGGCUGGGCUUGGCUUGGCUGCCUCACUGCCUCCAGAGGGCCUGGACCAGCAUGUGGGGAGGUCCAGGGAGCCGUCCGGACCUGGAAGUGCAGAAUUAGAGCAAGGAGAGCCGCUCGGGCCAACCCCUCCUUUUACGGAUGGGGAGAUGGCAGCUGGUAGUUGGGAUGUGGACGUUACCAUGUCUUUUCUGUCUGAUGCCAGCACCUCUGGGCCCAGGCUGGCCCUGGAGGGAAAUCCUUCCCAAGGCUGGCACGUUCCUAGAGAAGACCUAUGGCUACCCCCCGCGUGCCAGAAGCAUCCCACCAGCUCCUGCCUGAGGCCCCCUGGACCCUGUCUCCCUCCGCCCUUCCCUCCCCGCAGCCCCAAUCCCACAGCCAGGUUUCUGCAAGGGGCUUUGCCAUCCUAAUCUCCUGCCACUCUGCACCCCCCCGCCCCAGGACAUCCCUGCCUCCCGGGGAUGGUUGCUGGCCUGGGCAUCCCUCAUCACAGCGUGUCUCUCCAAGCAGGUUCCUCGGCCGCACCUUCAGAGGCUGUCCCAGCCAGUAGCGUGGGCGGCACUGCUGCGCUUCCCUGGCUGUGUGCGGUGCUGGGCCCUGCAUGGUUACUUGGACCCUGUAUGUGUGUACCACCACACGCAAGCUGGCUGGGACCCUGGACCUGGAGUACACGUUGAUUCUGGUUCCCAAGGCCCCUUCUGGGGUGGAGGAGGCAACGGAGUCAACCAGCACAGAGGCUGUGGCUGCCAACAUGGCCAGG